Messenger RNA from Solenopsis invicta (red fire ant), 669 nucleotides. Its product is annotated as extensin-like. The transcript is spliced from 2 exons. Lineage: Eukaryota; Metazoa; Arthropoda; Insecta; Hymenoptera; Formicidae. The annotation marks the transcript as partial. The record is from RefSeq and is a predicted model, not a curated record.
GCAUACAAUCCGCCACCGGCUACUCAAACGUACUAUCAGCCGCCUGCUCCUCAAGCGUACAAUCCGCCACCGGCUACUCAAACGUACAAUCCGCCACCCGCUCCUCAAGCGUACAAUCCGCCACCGGCUACUCAAACGUACAAUCCACCACCCACUCCUCAGGCGUACAAUCCGUCACCGGCUACUCAGACGUACAAUCCACCACCCGCUCCUCAGGCGCACAAUCCGUCACCGGCUACUCAGACGUACAAUCCACCACCUGCUCCUCAGGCGUACAAUCCGCCACCGGCUACUCAAACGUACAAUCCACCGCCCGGUCUUCAGGCAUACAAUCCGCUAUCGUCUACUCAGACGUACUACCCAUCUCCCGCUCUUCAGGCAUACAAUCCGCCACCGGCUACUCAGACGUACUACCCGUCUCCCGCUCUUCAGGCAUACAAUCCGCCACCGGCUACUCAGACGUACUAUCAGCCGCCUGCUCCUCAAGCGUACAAUCCGCCACCGGCUACUCAAACGUACAAUCCACCACUCGCUCCUCAGGCGUACAAUCCGUCACCGGCUACUCAGACGUACAAUCCACCACCUGCUCUUCAGACGUACAAUCCACCACCCGCUCCUCAGGCGUAUAUUCCGCCAAUCCGGUUCAAGCUGACGAACGGUUUUAAAUAA